Molecule: messenger RNA, 1428 nt
Organism: Botrytis deweyae
Lineage: Eukaryota; Fungi; Ascomycota; Leotiomycetes; Helotiales; Sclerotiniaceae
Exons: 1
Coding region: 1-1428 (475 amino acids)
Source: RefSeq, a predicted model, not a curated record
AUGACGGAACAAGUGAUAGAUCCAGCUAGGCCUAUCUUGUCAUUUAGAGAUGAAGUAUUAAUUGUUCAGGGUCAUAGACAAACGUAUGAACAACCAGACGAGAUAGCUCUUGAAAUCCUCGAAAAAGCCCUUCAUGAUGAUGAAAGAGGGCCACCAAGAGCUCCCAGUGGAGAUCCCAAAGACACCAAUCUCCUUCCAUUUCAACAAUUGUCCUUACUCGAUCUUCAAAGAUUCUUAUCAUUUUGCGGUCCAGUCAACGGUCCAGAUGAAUCUAUGGUCUACAAUGAAAGAAUAGGCGCCAGCAUUCUCAAAGUAACCGAUGCUUAUCUCCGUCAAAUAUGUCUAUUUGUAAAUAGCCAUUCACCAAUCCGAAAUAAGCGCGAUGAUUAUCCAACAGUGGCUUAUCUACCUUAUGACUUUUGGGCUCCACCGACAAAUCCGCCCACGGAAGAAUACAUAGAAGAUAGAGCAAAAUUCAUAAGAACGAAAGCACGUCUCCCACCUCAAAGACUUAGAGCUCUUACCCACUUGUUCAUUCAUAUCACACCAUUUCCGACGAAACUCUCUGUGAAACCAGACAGUGCCUUGAUAGUAGUAACUCCUAGAGCGGCUACAAUAGAGUAUUUUGAUUAUUUGGAUCAUCCGGAUAAGCAUUACAUAAUAGGUGAUAUUAUGAAUGUGAUCUCUCGUGUUGAUCCAGAUCGAGAUACCACUUGGCUUGAACUCGCAGAUUGGAAAUGUAGAACUGGAGAGAAUUGGGGAGCGGAUGAUGUUUCGGACCGAAUGCCUGCAAGAUUGAGAGGAAGUCAAAUUCACGUUUGUACAGAUGCUCUUGGUCAAGCUUUUGGACACAAUGUUCGUCUGGAUUACCCAAUGGGUCCCGGGGAAUUGAUGGGUUUCUAUGGCACAGUCUAUGAUUUUGUGAAUUGGAGAAAGGCAAUGAUUAUUACGAUCGAUCUUUAUCUUGGUUAUUUCUCAAAUAUCAUUACGGACCGUCAAUUUAAACCCAGAGUUAAGAGACUUUUUGGUCAUCGCCCAUACAAGGAGGGGGAAAAUCAACCUUGGAUAGAUGAUGCAAGACAAAGAAGAGGGGGUACUCGAUGGUUACAUUUUAACAACAAAGUCUUUAGAAGAUUUUUAUCCAGAGAGUUAGCUCAGUGGAAUGCAUCAAAUAUUUGGAGAGGACUUGAUGAAAUGGAAUUGAUUGAGAAAGCUAGAAUAAGAGAGGGACAUCCUAAUAGGUUAGGAAGAUAUGAUGAUAUGCCAACAGGGGCAGAAUUAGGAGAAUUUGGAAAAGAGAUGAAGGGAAAAAGGACAAGAAAAUUGAGGAGAUGGCUAGAAGAUCGAGAUGUUGAUAAAGGUCAAAGAGUAACUCGUUAUCAUAAAGAUACAGAAACGAUUGGAUGGAUUAUUGGUAAAGGAUUGUAG